AUGGUAAACGACCUUAUUGAACGUGGGCCGGACGUCGAACCCCAUCGCGAUAGGGAACGAGACCGGGACCGAGACCGAGACCGAGACCGAGACCGCGACCACGACCAUGACCGUGACCGCGACCGGGGCCGGGACCACGAACGCGACAUCGACCGCGACCAUGGCCGUGGCGACCGCGACCGCGACCGACACAAGGAACGCGAUUGGGAACGUGACUAUGAUCGCCGACCUGGUAAGAAACCCCGCCUCAGUCUGGAGCGUCCUGGGGCCCAGGGCUCGCCUGGCGCUUUCACCCCGUCCGGUUCAGGCCGCGGGGGUGGCUCCCCGACUCCCCUUCCGUCUUCUUCUCGAUUACUUCUUGCGAACCUCUCGUACAAUACCACCGAAGAACAGCUUGUUGACCUCUUUCGUGACGCCGGCGCGGAGGUUGACAAAGUUCGUCUUGUCAAAGUCCCGCCGGAUAAUAGGGUCAACGGAAAUGCCUUCGUUUGGCUAAUGGAUUCUCGAUCCGUCGAUAUUGCCCUCGGCCUAGAUGGAAGGGAGUUUUUAGGGCGCACACUGCGUGUCUCCGACAUGCCUGAAGACCAACGCACAGCGUGCGUCAGAGGCUUGCGUCCGAGGUCAACAUCCGAUGAUGUGCAUGAUUUGUUCCGUGGCUGCAGCAUUGUUGGCGUCAGAAGCAGACCUGUCAAGGGCGGCCCACCAGACGUGAAUACGUGGUUUGUUGAUUUUGGAGACGAGGAGAGCUUUACUCGUGCCCUGGCGAAGGAUCGUACCGCCCCCGGUUUGAUGAUUUGCAUUGCCACCGCGCAGGGCAGAGGCCCGCGCUUGCCGCGGGAGAGGAUUCCCGGUCCCAGAGAUGACUACGACCGCGGUGGCCCGCCUCCGCCGCCGCCUCCGCCGCCGCGAGGUGAAUAUGAUCGCAGGGAUGACAGAGACAGGAGGGAUGAUAGAGAUCGUAGAGAUGAUCGAGGACCGUACGACCGAGCGCCGCCGGUGCUUGACGUGGAUCCAAGGGAGAGAAUGCCGCCGCCGAAAGAGCGCAAUGGCAUGGGCAACGGUGGCCCGCCACCUCGAAGCAAGAGCAGAAGUCGCUCCCCCAGGGGUGGGUACGAUCGCGACCGUGGAGGUUCGAGCAGAGAUCGUAUUCGUGAUCCUAUGGAUAGGGAUUACGACCGUUCCCGCAGAGCAGAUUAUGACCGCGGGUAUCCUCCUCGUGGCCACGAAAGAGAUCGUAGGAUUUCGCCUCCACGGGACGAUCGUUACCGUGAGCGCGACUUUGAUCGCGGCAGGGAUCGAGACAUGGACCGCAGGCGUGACUACCGCGGUGACCCGUGGGCAGACAGGGAGAGGGAUUAUCGCCGAGAAGGGAGGGAUCGAGAUACGGACCGAGAUCGCGACAGAGAUCACGAUCGCGACUUUCGCCGUGGUGACAGCCGCGGGGGUCGCUAUGAUCGUGACAUUCGUGAAGCCUCCCGCCAUGCCGAACAACGUGACAGACGUGGUGAUCAGGGGCUGGAUCCUGCUGUGACCGCUGUGUUGACAAACUUACCGUUCUGUGAGAAUAGGCAACAGGUUAUCGAUACCCUCGGUCGCACUUUAGAAGACCUGCCAGAUGCACUCAAGAUCCAGGACAUUAUUCCUGUUGGUCGCCGAUGUGGUGCCUGCGUUGUUGUCUUCCGCGAGAGCGGAUCGCAGAAUCGCGCCGUCCAACUCCAAUCAAUCAGCAUCAACGGACGGAAGGUGAACAUUCUCCCGCUCGAAGUUCCGUCUAUUGCGCGUGUCCAAAAACUCUCGCAUGGCUUUUCUGUUGAAGAUAUUCUUGACGACAUACAGCGCCAUUACGGUGUCCGGACCUUGUUUGUCAGGACGAAGCAAUCUGAUCAACUUCUUCUUGGUGUCGAAGACUCUCGUUUCCUAGUCCGUCUCUUAGAUAUUGAUGGUCGUCGACUUGUCAAUUCCCGCUAUGCUACCGUAUCAUACAUUCCCAGCCGCCACCACUCUGACGGAAUGGGUGGCCGAGGCCGUCCGUCGAGAGAUGCAUAUGACGAUCCUAAUGGACGGGGUGGGGGCUACCGCGACCGCGAAAGUCGCGAUGACCGUGGCAGUCCGGGUAAUGAACGGAAGCGCGGUGGUGAUCCGGGCCCUGGUCUGGAACGACGAGAUGUUGCUGAUGAUGCCCGCGGGGCUGGUGACUCUCACGGCGAAGGUAGGUCUCGCUCACAUCGUCCUGAUGAGGCGGGAUGGGAGGUCCGUCUUGCGGAACUGCCACCUGCUGCUGAUGACCGCGAACUGCUAAAUGCUUUCGAAAACGCUGGAGUAACUGGGCUGUCCUUUGACCGUCAUGACCCACGAAGUGGUUUGCUCCGCUGUGGCAGUGCGCGGCUGUCGGAUAUGGACAAGGUUAUAGGCCUCGUGAACCGCAAGGAGGGCUUCCUCUUCAAGAACUCCUCUUCAAAAGCCACUGUGAUAUCUCGCGGCGGGAAGAGGUCCCAUGCAGAAUAUGAGUCUGACGGUAUUGAGAAGCUUGGUCACUCUCCGCCAAAGAAACUGAAGACCAGCUCUGAAGUAGAAUGGAAAGCACAGGAAGAAAUGGGGUCUCUACCUCCGGGGCAAGGAAUACAAAUAUCACCCAUGACACCGUCCCCAGGAGACUACACACUUCCACUGAAGACAAAGAGGGAGCCGCUUGAUCCGAGUCUGCCAGACACAGUCAAACGCCUGGAGAAAGUGCGAUCAAACAUUUUGGAGCGUCCUCCUGAAGAUGACUCUUCUGAAAAUUACGAGUCUUUUUGCCGGUCCCUUCACGCCUUGCGGGAACCACAAAAACUCAUCCAUACCAUGUCCAAUACGAUUGAUCCCAUUCCUCCUCAGGUAUGGUCGGGAAGUGUGAGGAAGGGUCCGACGAGUCGUUGUGACGGCUUUCUGGUAUUGAAUUCGAAUCAGAGUGAAGAGGCGGUGCGCAAGACAAUUAGUGAACUACCGAAGGACAUCAAAAUUGAGCACCGCGGCAAAUGGGAAGACGAGGCCUUUGCGCACCUGUUGAAACCAGAAUCAGUGGUAGUCAUCCUGAAGGCGGCGAAGGAAGAUGGAAAAGUUGAUAAACGGGCGGAGAAGAGCGGGUCUGCGAUACCGAGGUCGAAGGAUGUUCUGAAUGGAAUAUUGAGGUCUCUACGUGGGAAGCAGAAGAUGGGUAUUUCCCGGUACACUCUGCCAGGGCAGAGUAAGAAGUAUGUCGCUUUAUGCAUUCCGCCGAAUCCGUACAUGUUUGAGAAGUUGAGGGUACCUUGGCGCGCUCGAGACUACGCCGGGCAUGACUCUCUACUGCUCAUCGUGGGCCCCAAGAAUCCAGAGUCAUGAUGGAAUGCUCGACGAUACCCGGGACGGAGACACGAGACGUGUCAUGUGCACUGGUUUGAAUUGUUGCUACUGUAGAUGGCGCAGGUUGACUGGACCUGCCUGCUGCGCGACGAGGAUUAUGGCGCAUUAGAGUAAUUUUUCUAUGGACCAAUGAUGAUUGUACCUUCAAGAAAUAGGGAACCUCUAUGAAACUUGGCAUGCCUUUCGGGAUUUUUGACCGGUCUGGAAUCAGUACCGAGGAACGCACUGCGCCGCGGAAGUAUCAACGCGAGGCUGGACAUAUGGAGGGCAUAUUGUGCGAACGCGAGCAUACCAUGAGCAUAUAGGUGAAAGAGGCGCAGUAGCUUUUUUGGCGAGCUGUUUGCUGUGGACGACUUGCAAUAGAUGCACGCCUCUCUGUUUUAAAAUGACUUGGUAGGAAGAUGUCACGGUUGAACGAUCCUUGGAAGCGUUGUUCCCUGCGGUGAGCGAUUAACUGGAACUGCUGUGAUGGUGACUAGUUGCAGAUCCGAGCAGGUCUGGGUUGGUUUCUGUGAUGGCCUUGAACUUUAUCGAACGACGGGAAACCGUGUGUGGAUUCCAGCGGUGUUAUGAUGCUUUGUUCGCUUAGCCGAUUUUGCCGAAUCAGAGCAACAUUUUUCUGAAAAUUGAAGACAAAAUGAUCGCAGUUUCGA
Chondrus crispus (carragheen) is the source of this 4034-nucleotide messenger RNA. RefSeq lists its product as hypothetical. The coding region runs from base 1 to 3360 and encodes 1119 amino acids. The transcript has 2 exons. Gene Ontology annotation, molecular function: RNA binding. The record is from RefSeq and is a predicted model, not a curated record. Gene Ontology annotation, cellular component: nucleus. Lineage: Eukaryota; Rhodophyta; Florideophyceae; Gigartinales; Gigartinaceae. Gene Ontology annotation, biological process: mRNA processing.